Dichomitus squalens LYAD-421 SS1 is the source of this 378-nucleotide messenger RNA. RefSeq lists its product as uncharacterized. The transcript has 2 exons. The record is from RefSeq and is a predicted model, not a curated record. Lineage: Eukaryota; Fungi; Basidiomycota; Agaricomycetes; Polyporales; Polyporaceae. Bases 1 to 378 code for a protein of 125 amino acids.
AUGCGUCGGCAACAAGUGAGUUUCGGGCAGUCAGACAAUCGCAAACUCAACGGCGUCAUAGCUGUGCUGCUAUACCAUACCCUGCUCAGCUUUCAUAGGGAAGUACACGAGAUUUGGUCCCGUGGUCAUGUCGGUACCACUUGUCUGUACCUUGCCGCGCGCUAUGGGGCUAUUGCCAAUCGCUUGGCAAUGAUCUUAACUCGGUCGACGUGGAAAGAUCGCACUCUCGAGGUCAUGUUUUCUGCAUUACGCGUGUAUAUGUUAAGCGACAAACAGCGCUGGCGUUUUCUCAUAGUCAUGAUACUUGGGCUGUGUCUUCCUGCCGUAUAUCUGGUGCGUCCACCAAGGUUAGAUGUUCGCAAAUUGCCAGAUGUCUGA